AGCACUUGGAAACGUGCACAGAGAGGACACCGACGUGCACUGUUUGAUAUAAAAGAUAUAGUAUAGCAGUAUAGCACAGCCGCAUUCUUGUUUAACCUCGAAACCGAAGAGGAUGGAAAUGGAGGCUGAUGUGUUAGGCGUGAGAAUAUCUCCUCCGUUUGUGGAGUUUUUGGACGCCAAAGCCGGACAAUUGUACAAAGCUUCCGUGACAGUUCAAAACAUCAGCAAAUCUGGCAAAAGAUUACGAAUACACGGACCUCUGUCCAAGCUCUUCAGGUUGACGGUGUUGAACCCAGACAAACCUGUUGCUCCCGGACUGUCCCUGACUGCAACAGUGGAGUACUCUCCGGAGACAGAUGAAAACAACAGAGACAGAUUGAUCCUCCUAUCCGAAGAAGAUGUCAUUGAGAUCCCUGUUUUAGCAUUUUGCCCGACCUGUUUUCUUGAGAUGGACUUGGAAGUUGACUUUGGCACCGUGGUGGCAAACAGUAAGGUUAUCAGCAAGGAGAUUGAAAUUAUGAACCACGGAUCUGCACCAGGCACAUUCAAAAUCACAUACAAAGGGGCAUCACCUAUCACCAUUGUACCCACCAGCGGAACUGUUGAGCCUGAAACAAUUCAGAAAAUUAGAGUUGAGUUUUGUACACAUCAAUCAAGGACUGUCAAUGAACAAGCAAGAGUUCAACUGCAGAGAAGUGAGGACAAAGUCUUACAGAUAAAAGCUGACGUGGUGGAGCAGGCUCUAGAGGUAUUGGACCCCACCAGCGAGAAGAGGCUCGAGUGUGUGUGGUUCGGGCCGGCCUAUUUCGGUACAUCCAAGCUGCAGCGAGUGGUCCUCUUCAACAACAGCCCCCAGGCCUCUGACUGGGUGGCCGUGCUGCAAGAUGACGCUGUGGGUGCUGAACUGGGCACUGAUACAGAACAGAGCACCGAUGCCGCGUUGCUGGAAAUGAGACUGGGAAACGACAUUAAAGAAGUGGACGCUUCAGCCGUGAUAUCUUGUGUUCCCAAUGAAGGGAAGCUAGGUCCCUAUGAAAAGACAACAAUCUCCUUAUGCUUCAGUCCCGUCUACUGCAGGGAUAAUGGAGAUGACACUAAUUCUGCUGAGCCUGCAAAACAGGACUAUGCCCUUUUCAUGAAAUUUGAGAUUGUUGGCAGCAAAGAUAGCUUCAUUCAGCAUGAGGUCAAUGGAAUACUUCCCAGCAGAGAUAAUAAACGGAGCUGCGUUGAAUUAGCCAUAACAGGGACUGGGCUCUCAGUAUCACUGAUACCUGUUCCAGGACCGUGCUUCAGUUUUGAUGAGUGCCAUAUGGGGGAACGUGUUGAUGUCCUUUGUGUGCUCAACAACAGAUCCACCUUGCUUCCUGUGGCCUUUAAAUUCCGUAAAACUGCAAAUUUCAUCAUCUCUCCUUCAAAAGGGAAAAUUGAUGCUGGAUUGCAGCAGGAUGUAAUGUUUUCCUUUGCACCACAUCAGAUAGGAUCUUUUAAAGUGAAUCAGCUUAUAGAUAUAUUGGGCCAGGUGUCUGUGCUGGACAGCUCCUCCAUUCAGAUGACCUUCAGGCCUUUUCAUCAGAUAAGUCUUAGCUUUACUGGUAUCUGCAAACCUCUAACCAGAAAGAUACAACCCAGGUUUAACAGAGGCAUAACACCUGCAGUCACCAAUGAAACAGGGCAGGGUGUGGAAGUAGGCACAGAUGAGCUGGCUAAAUGUUCUGCCUCAGUUCGGAUGGCAGUGCUAAGUGCCACUAAGUCAAAUAUUCACACCCAGAAGAGAAGCAGGAGCUUGGACAGAAACUAUCUGAUAGCUUUUCCCAAUGAUCGCUCUGCCAGUAUACGGCCUCACUCCAGAAAUGAGCACUACAGGUCAAUUUUUACAAAAGUGGAAAGGUACAAUUACGUGGACCCAGAUUUUGCCUAUACCGAAGAAGAAGAGAGGCAGAGAAAAGCACAUAAAGAUUAUUACAUUCAGUUCAUCCAGAAUCUGAGAGAAACGCGUCUUCAAAAGGCAAAAGAAAGAGAGCUUGCGGAUGUCAAAGAUGAAGUAGACAUAGGUAUCAAACCAGCGGCAGGACUGCGGCCCAGAAGACUUUCACUUCGUGACAUGGAAUUGGAACCAAAAGAAGAAUGGCCUUCUCUAAGGAGAAGCAGACUCUUAACUACUUGUACCUUGGCUGCAAUAGAAACACAAUCCACAUCCAGAUGUGUCACUGAAGGGUUUAAUGUUAUUCCUUCAACCACUCAAGAAAUAGAAGACUGCAGCAAAACCUUAACAGCACAGCAACUUCAUCAAGUUAUCAUUGGACCUUCCACUGUAGACUUUGGUGAAGUCUGUGUGCAGUCAGUCUCUUCAAGACAGCUGAACAUUGUCAAUAACUUGCCCGUACACGUCUGGGUGCAGGCUGAGAUCGAUUGUCAGGAGCUGCAACAAUCUAGUCCACUGUCCCAUGUUGUACCACCUUUUUCCAGAGCUCUUCUGCCCUUUGUGUUUGAGACAAAUAAAUUGGGCAAGUUCCAGAAGUCGAUUACCUACACAGUUAACAAGAAGCAUACAGGCCACGUUCUGGUUCUGGCCACUGUUAUCCCUGUAGCUUUGGAGCUGUCUACCUCGGAGAGAGUUCUGACCCCUACGCACAGCUUCUUGGCCGAGUCUGGAUACAGAACCACGGUCACACUACACAACAGAAGAAACCACCUGGCGGAGUUCACCUGGAAGCCUAUCAUCACUGAACGUGGCAUAGCGUUCUCCAUUCGACCUGCCACUGGCGCAGUGGAGGCCUACAAGGAUUUGGAGUGUGAAGUGGUGUGGCAUCCAUCAUACUUCUCCCCACAGGAGGGCCACUUCGACCUGUGUGUUCACCAUGGCAACACCACUAGGCUCAGAUGUGUUGCCAAGAUUGGUCGAACAAAUGUGCAGUUGACUAAGAAGCACUUAGUAUUUGAUGGCGUUGCGCUCAAUUUCACCACCGUCAAAACAGCUGUUCUUCAAAACACAGGUCAAAACCACGCAUAUUUUCAGGUCCUGGAUGUGUACCCGCUGCCCGGGAUGAUGGUGACGCCCUCUGAAGGGGUCGUGCCGGUGGGCGGUCAGACCGAACUCCGGGUGCACUUCACCCCUGGCGCAGUCAUGAAAUUCGACACCAGAGUGGAGAUUGCAUUACGAAACAUGAAGUCUCUGGAAUUGAGAAUAGGUGGAUCCGUGGAACCCCCUGAAGUAGACAUAAAUGUGAAGAGUUUCAACUUCCAUGGGGUCCAUUCCGGCUCUACACACGCAAUUCCAUUCGGCCUUCGGAACAAAUCCUCCAACAGAGCAAGAGUGGAGUUUGAUUUCUCAAAGUACCCAGACUUUGCAAUAAAGUUCGGCAAUUGUCCCGGUAAAGCUGUAUAUUUGUAG
Messenger RNA from Lepisosteus oculatus (spotted gar), 3391 nucleotides. The record is from RefSeq and is a predicted model, not a curated record. NCBI's taxonomy places the organism in Eukaryota, Metazoa, Chordata, Actinopteri, Semionotiformes, Lepisosteidae.